This is a messenger RNA of Thamnophis sirtalis, 1035 nucleotides long. The record is from RefSeq and is a predicted model, not a curated record. NCBI's taxonomy places the organism in Eukaryota, Metazoa, Chordata, Lepidosauria, Squamata, Natricidae.
CGGUAUAUAAGUCUAACUGCUAUUGCUAUUCACUGCUUUAUGGAGUUGUCUGGAGUUUUGUUAGAAAACUGAGGCUGGUGGUCAAAUUGUGUUCUCAUUCCGUUGACAAAUUUAAUAUAAGCAUUUUUUCCAUGUUCUGAUUAAGGUAACUGGUGUUUUGGGGGAAUUUUUCCUUGAAAACAUUUUGCUUCCCAAGCAAGAAGCUUCUUUGGUUUUGGAUGAAUGUUGGGGAAAACAAGGAUUUCUAUCGCUGAGAAAGUUGUAUGUUUUUACUAUCCUGCUCCCUGAAGCCAUCUGGAAAUCUUCUUCAGUUUUACUACAGGCAAAUAUUAUCUCAUAUAAAGUGACAUUACGGAGAAGGGCCAGAAUUUGCCUUCUUGAUGUUAAAGACAUUAACUUUUCCUCACUUGUUUGUUUUCAGGUAACUUAGCGGUGGCAUCACUUCCAGCAAGAAUGGCCAAUAGAACCGUAGUUCUCAUCCCUUCUAAUGGAGCAAACAUAAUCCAAACGUCUCCUGGAUUGCCCAAUGUUGCUCUUCUGGCAUCUGGAGCAACUCCAUAUCCCCAGUAUGGAACUCAGCAACUUGGAAUUCCCACCAGUGCUCCUCAACAAGUCCCACAAAAGAGUCCUUUGGAGAGAUUCCUCAAGGCUGAGCCAAAAGUGCUUGGGGCUAUCCAAAUCAUGAUUGGGCUGCUCCACAUUGGCUUUGGGGCUGCCUCGCAUCGGCUAUUUUCUUUUUACUAUCUUACCUUGCCUGCAAUUGGAGGUUACCCCUUUUGGGGAGGGAUAUUUUUCAUUUCUAGUGGAUCACUAUGUGUAGCAGCUGUGCACCAUCCAAGUCCUGAUUUGGUGAAAUCCAGUGUAGGACUGAACAUCACAAGUGCUAUAAUGGCAUUAAUUGGUAUCAUGAUCUGUAUGUCCGAGUUGAUAAUCAGCACUAUUCCUGUAUAUAAUGCUACAUUUAUAAUCGGUGAAAAGUUUGACUCCUGCAACGAUCUUUGCAGAUGUACAAAAUGUACAUUUGUACAGUUUUAG